Molecule: messenger RNA, 492 nt
Organism: Mucor velutinosus
Lineage: Eukaryota; Fungi; Mucoromycota; Mucoromycetes; Mucorales; Mucoraceae
Exons: 2
Coding region: 1-492 (163 amino acids)
Molecular function (GO): catalytic activity
Source: RefSeq, a predicted model, not a curated record
AUGUCCUCCAACGCAUCCCCUAGUCGUGAGCAAAUGUUGAAGCAUCUUUCUCAUACCGUCAAGGUGGCAUCAAGAACCAAAUCUUUUGGUCGCCAUCCUUUUGGUAGUAUUCUUGUUGGCCCUGACAACGAAACCGUCUUGUUGGAACAAGGCAACAUUGAUACACUUCAUCAUGCCGAGAGCACGCUCUGCCAUGUCGCUUGGACCAACUUCUCGCCCGAGUACCUGUCCAAAUGCACACUCUAUACUAACUUUGAACCUUGCGUCAUGUGUGCUGGUUCGUGCUACUGGGCCAACAUUGGCAGAGUGGUGUAUGGCAUCGCAGAGGAACGUUUGUUGCAGUUGACAGGUAAUAAUGAAGAAAACCCUACCAUGUCCAUGCCUUGCAGAAAGGUAUUCGAAGCUGGCCAACGUCCAGUUCAAGUAGAAGGGCCUUUCCCUGAAUUAGAAAAGGAAAUCAUAGCAGACCACUUAGAGUUCUGGGCGAAAUAA